UGUGACGUAGGAGGAAGGAGACGCCAUUAGAGGGAGGAGGAGGAGGCCGAGUGCUCUUCGCCUUUCCUCCGGUUCCUGACGUGGUGGCUUGGGCCCUUCAUUCUCGGACUUUGCCUGGGUUCUCCCAGGCCUUGCUGUGAGGAGAGAGCGGAGGCUGUGCCGGGGUUGGCGGCCCUGGGCGGAGGCGACUGCGCGGGCUGCGGCUGGGAAGGCGCUGUCGCGACUUGGGGGAGCUCUGCGCGGCUCUCGGGCUUGGGCGGCGGGCAGGCGGCGGGAUGGCUGCGGCCGGCGGCGGGGCGGCGGCGGGCCGAGCCUACUCGUUCAAGGUGGUGCUGCUUGGGGAAGGCUGCGUGGGGAAGACGUCGCUGGUGCUGCGCUACUGCGAGAACAAGUUCAACGACAAGCACAUCACCACUCUGCAGGCAUCUUUCUUAACGAAGAAGUUGAAUAUUGGUGGGAAAAGAGUAAACCUUGCCAUCUGGGAUACAGCAGGUCAAGAGAGAUUCCAUGCAUUGGGUCCAAUUUACUACAGAGAUUCAAAUGGAGCUAUUUUAGUUUAUGAUAUAACAGAUGAAGAUUCUUUUCAGAAGGUAAAAAAUUGGGUCAAAGAAUUACGGAAAAUGUUGGGAAAUGAAAUCUGUUUAUGUAUAGUUGGUAAUAAGAUAGACUUGGAAAAGGAGAGACAUGUUUCCAUUCAAGAAGCAGAAUCGUAUGCAGAAUCUGUGGGAGCAAAACAUUAUCAUACUUCAGCCAAACAGAACAAAGGAAUUGAGGAACUCUUUCUUGACCUUUGUAAACGGAUGAUAGAAACAGCACAAGUUGAUGAGAGGGCAAAAGGCAAUGGCUCCAGUCAACCAGGAGCUGCAAGACGAGGUGUACAAAUAAUUGACGAUGAACCUCAAGCUCAGAGCAGUGGUGGAGGGUGCUGUUCUUCUGGAUAGCUGUUCACACUGAAGAAACUGAAAAACAAAACAAAACUGUGGAUCAUUGCCCUCAACAUGAAGACUGCCAUAUUCCAAGUCACAUUAUUCUACCAAUGGAGUUAUAGAAUUAACAGUAUUUUAAAUUACGUUUAUAACACUGCAGAGACCUUAAGUGCUAAACUUAGUGGAGUUUGUGACCAGAGAAUUGGCAUUUUCUACAGAAGUUAACAAAGCAAUUACCAAUGGCCUUUUUACAUACUUUUUCUUUAAUGAGGAAUAAUAUGCAUGUAGAAAAGACCUACUUAAAGGCUUCAUUUAUAUUCUUUUAAAUCAGAUCUUUAUUUAAUAACUUAUAUAUGUUGUUGGAAUGGUAUACAUUUUUUCAGCCCUUUGUAUUUUGUGGUAGUUUGAAUUGUAUCACUUCUAAACAGCAAA
This is a messenger RNA of Lepus europaeus (European hare), 1358 nucleotides long. It is a transcript of the gene RAB21, whose product is annotated as RAB21, member RAS oncogene family. The coding region runs from base 276 to 941 and encodes 221 amino acids. Gene Ontology annotation, molecular function: GTP binding; GTPase activity. The record is from RefSeq and is a predicted model, not a curated record. The transcript has 7 exons. Gene Ontology annotation, biological process: Rab protein signal transduction. NCBI's taxonomy places the organism in Eukaryota, Metazoa, Chordata, Mammalia, Lagomorpha, Leporidae.